AGAUCAGGAGGGUAUUUUCUGCUAUAUUUUUGGUUCAUUGCCAAUAAAUAAUGCCAAUUAGGUUGUAAAUAUGUACUUUAGCUCAGUACUCUGUUUACCAACCAGUUUAUUUUUAUUUACUUGCUUGAACUUGCUGUAUGUUAGGUUAGAAAAAUUUUAUUAAUGUCCAACGUACUCAUCCAUAUCAAGAAAAUGUCGACUAUCGACAAGAAUUUGCUCAAAAGCAAAUUCAGAGGCUCUCUUCUGGGCUCGUUACUAGGUGACUGUUUAGGUUCACCCUUUGAGGGUGAUGUAAUAACGCCGGGGGAAAAACUCGUAAUUCAGAAAUACUUCGAUAAAUUGGAAACUCCGGAUUUAAAAGGCCCAAAAAGAUGUUACACAGACGACACUGCAAUGAUGAAAGAAGUGGCAAAAACCCUAAUUGACAAACCUGAGAUCGAUUACAAGCACAUGGCAAAAUUAUUCGUGAAGGAGUACUUUUCAGAACCUCACAGAGGUUACGGCCAGAACGUUGUCGAGGUUUUUAAUAAAUUGAGGAAAACAAAGUUUGAGGAUAUUUACAAGCCGGCAAAGGAACAGUUUAACGGGUCCGGCUCUUUUGGCAACGGGGGCGCAAUGAGAAUCGCCCCCGUUGCCCUCUAUUUCCACGAUAAUUACGACGCAAUGAUCAAUGUUGCAAAGCAAUCAACCGAAAUCACGCACACCAAUUCAUUAGGGGUUCACGGGGCUGUUUUACAAUGCAUUGCGGUUCAUCAGGCGUUGUCUCACGACCCUAAAACUGCAAUUACACCCAAAGACUUUUGUGACGAACUUACUAAAAAAAUUAAAGUCGUGGAAAGUGAAAACGAUGACGGGUUGGGUUUACACGAUCAAAACCCGUACGAGGAUAAAUUAAACUUUGUUAAUUAUUUUCUGGGCAUAAAAUGCCACGAGGAGUUGGACGAGGAGGUUGCGCAAAAUUUGGGAAAUUCGAUUGCAGCGUAUGAUUCCGUCCCCACUGCAAUUUACUCGUUUAUGCGGGCUGUGCAAAAUGAUAUUCCCACAGUUAAUACCGAUAAUUUGUUUAGGAGGACCAUUCAAUACGCAAUUACUUUAGGGGGUGACACUGACACCAUUGCCUGUAUGGCAGGCGCCAUGGCCGGGGCUUACUUGGGGGAAGAGGCAAUUGAUAAAAACAUGGCUAAGCAGUGUGAGGGUUACGAAAUGAUUGUAGAUUUGGCUGAUAAGUUAUGUCGCUCCCACUUUUGACUUUUCGAAACGUCAAAUUAAAUUUGACAGUUGUUUGAGGCACAACCAAAGGCCAUAAAGUGGUUAAAUUGCAACUUCCGCCAGUUAAUUGCGCCUUAAUUUGAGUUCCCUGCAGUUUAUCAAGCGUUUGUUUGCAUUUUCUCACGAUUCGAGUGCAUUGUGCGGUGUUUGUGGCCGCGCCCAGUUUUCGUGCUAGUGUGUUCGUAAUACUCUGCCACCAUAGGCCUAUCAGACACAGCUUUAAUGGACAUGGUUGUCUCAAAUCUGCAACAACAACGCGCCGUGACCGAGCAGCUUAGGCGCGAGGCUGCGAUCAAACGGUUGCCGGUGUCUGUCGCAGUGGCCGAUAUCAUCAAGUACAUCACCGAACAUGAGCAAGACGACUGCCUCCUUGUGGGGUUCUCGAGCCAGCGGGUCAACCCCUUCAGGGAGAAGGCCCCCUGCACCCUGUUAUAGGCCCUGAGUGGUGGGUGUUUAUACGUGUAAGAGCUUUUGUCUUCUUGUACUGCUAUGUAAUCUAAGUUUGUAAUCUGCUCUACUAAUAAAUUAUUGUAAAGA
Molecule: messenger RNA, 1806 nt
Organism: Tribolium castaneum (red flour beetle)
Lineage: Eukaryota; Metazoa; Arthropoda; Insecta; Coleoptera; Tenebrionidae
Product: ADP-ribosylhydrolase ARH3
Exons: 5
Coding region: 163-1248 (361 amino acids)
Cellular component (GO): mitochondrion; nucleus
Source: RefSeq, a predicted model, not a curated record